This is a messenger RNA of Aspergillus pseudoviridinutans, 2367 nucleotides long. Its product is annotated as thioredoxin domain-containing protein. The transcript has 4 exons. Gene Ontology annotation, biological process: carbohydrate metabolic process. The coding region runs from base 1 to 2367 and encodes 788 amino acids. The record is from RefSeq and is a predicted model, not a curated record. NCBI's taxonomy places the organism in Eukaryota, Fungi, Ascomycota, Eurotiomycetes, Eurotiales, Aspergillaceae.
AUGGCGACAACAGCAGCCAUGCAUCCUCAGACACACCUGGGCAGUGCGGACCAUGAGCCGAAGCUUGUCAAUAGGCUGCGGGACAGCAGGUCGCCUUACGUCAGAGCUCACAUGAACAAUCCGGUCGCUUGGCAAUUAUGGGACGCAGAGGCCAUCGCAUUAGCCAGACGGUAUAACCGACUCAUCUUUUUGAGCAUCGGUUAUUCAGCGUGUCACUGGUGCCAUGUCAUGGAAAAGGAAUCGUUCAUGUCGCAAGAAGUAGCGUCGUUGCUGAACGAAUCCUUCAUUCCGAUCAAAGUCGACAGAGAAGAGAGACCUGAUAUCGACGACGUUUAUAUGAAUUACGUCCAAGCUACGACCGGCUCUGGUGGCUGGCCUUUGAGUGUAUUUCUGACGCCAAAUCUUGAGCCUGUAUUUGGUGGCACCUAUUGGCCUGGCCCGAACUCAUCAACACUCUCCAGACAGGACACAGUUGGAUUUGUGGAUAUCCUGGAGAAACUGCGAGAUGUGUGGAAGACUCAGCAGCAACGAUGCCUCGAUAGUGCUAAAGAGAUCACGCGACAGCUGAGGGAGUUCGCCGAGGAAGGAACACAUUCCCAACAAGGCGAUCGGCAGGCGGAUGAGGAUCUGGACAUCGAGCUUCUGGAGGAGGCAUAUCAGCAUUUCGCCUCGCGAUAUGACACUGUAAACGGAGGCUUUUCGCGGGCGCCCAAAUUUCCCACGCCUGCCAACUUAAGCUUCCUCCUGCGCCUGAAGACAUACCCAAGCGCCGUGUCGGAUAUUGUAGGACAAGAGGAGUGUGACAAGGCAGCUGCCAUGGCAGUGAGCACUCUCAUUAGUAUGGCGCGCGGAGGAAUCAGGGAUCACAUCGGCCAUGGUUUCGCGCGAUACAGCGUGACCUCGGAUUGGAGUCUACCCCAUUUUGAAAAGAUGCUUUACGACCAAGCUCAGCUUCUCGAUGUAUACGUCGACGCGUUCAAAAUCACACAUAAUCCUGAACUCUUGGGUGCUGUAUAUGACCUUGCCACAUAUCUCACCACCGCCCCAAUUCAGUCGCCUGUGGGUGCUUUUCACUCAUCUGAGGACGCAGAUAGUCUGCCAACGCCUAACGACACGGAAAAGCGCGAAGGUGCCUUUUAUGUCUGGACUUUGAAGGAACUCACGCAAGUUCUCGGCCAACGAGAUGCUGGUGUUUGUGCUCGACAUUGGGGUGUGCUUCCUGAUGGUAACGUUGCCCCCGAACACGAUCCGCACGAUGAAUUCAUGAAUCAAAACGUGCUUUCCAUCAAGGUCACUCCGAGCAAGCUCGCAAGAGAAUUUGGGUUGAGCGAGGAGGAGGUCGUGAAGAUCAUCAAGUCAGCAAAACAGAAACUACGUGAAUACCGUGAGACGACCCGGGUGCGUCCUGAUUUGGAUGACAAGGUUAUUGUGGCUUGGAACGGGCUUGCCAUCGGCGCGCUCGCCAAAUGCAGUUCCUUGUUCGAAGAGAUCGAAAGCUCAAAAGCUGUGCAGUGCCGCGAGGCAGCAGCACGAGCGAUCAACUUCAUCAAGGAGAACUUGUUUGAGAAGGCGACGGGCCAGCUCUGGCGUAUCUAUCGCGAUGGUAGCAGGGGAGAAACCCCUGGCUUUGCAGACGACUACGCAUAUCUCAUCCACGGUCUGUUGGAUAUGUAUGAAGCUACUUACGACGACAGUUAUCUACAACUCGCGGAGCAGCUGCAGAAAUAUCUCAACGAUAACUUCCUUGCCUACGUAGGCUCGACGCCAGCGGGUUACUACAGCACACCUUCCACCAUGACACCGGGCAUGCCGGGUCCUCUUCUUCGUCUGAAAACUGGAACCGAGUCAGCCACACCAUCCGUCAAUGGGGUUAUCGCUCGUAACCUGCUCCGUCUCUCGGCACUGUUAGAGGAUGAAGAGUACCGUACACUGGCCCGCCAGACAUGCCACUCCUUCUCCGUGGAGAUCCUGCAGCAUCCUUUCCUGUUUGUUGGCCUUCUUGAUGUCAUUGUCGGACUCCAGACGACAACGCGGAGCGUAACGGGUGUCUUCUGUACUGCAAAACUUCCUCACAGCGUUACUUCAGAAGGGUCUGGUAGGCUUAUCAACAAGCCAGAUGAGCCCGUGUCGGUCCGGGAUAUGAUUGUCAAAAAGAUCCGUAGCGAGGCUGGGUCGACGAUGGUCACAUCGGCUACGGUAACAUCACUAGUCGACAUCAGGCCAUCCCAUCUUGGUGACUUUGUUGGCAACCAAUCUUUCUGGCUCAGGACUCGAAACCCACUAUUCAAAGAGCUCAAGCCGUCAGAGCCGGCGAAGAAUUAUCUGAUGAUCUGCGAGAGCGGCAGAUGCAGAAUGGUUGACGUCUAA